Messenger RNA from Cavia porcellus (domestic guinea pig), 4009 nucleotides. RefSeq names its product RTF1 homolog, Paf1/RNA polymerase II complex component (gene Rtf1). The record is from RefSeq and is a predicted model, not a curated record. Lineage: Eukaryota; Metazoa; Chordata; Mammalia; Rodentia; Caviidae. Gene Ontology annotation, molecular function: RNA polymerase II C-terminal domain phosphoserine binding; DNA binding. The transcript has 18 exons. Bases 23 to 2155 code for a protein of 710 amino acids. Gene Ontology annotation, cellular component: Cdc73/Paf1 complex.
CCAGGGGCGGAGCGGAGCGCGCAUGCGCGGUCGCCUUUGUGUGGGUCGAGCGGCGGCGGUGGCGGCGGCAGUGGCGGUCCCACUGGCAGGCGGGCAAGAGGGGAGUCCGGGCGGCGUCCGGCGUGGGAGCCAGGGGACCACCAUGGUCAAGAAACGGAAAGGCCGCGUUGUGAUCGACUCAGACACGGAGGACAGCGGCAGCGAUGAGAACCUGGAUCAGGAGCUGCUGUCCCUGGCAAAACGGAAACGGAGUGACUCUGAGGAGAAGGAGCCUCCUGUGAGCCAGCCUGCAGCCUCGUCAGACUCGGAGACCUCGGACAGCGAUGAUGAGUGGACAUUUGGGAGCAAUAAAAACAAGAAGAAAGGAAAAGCCAGAAAAAUAGAGAAGAAAGCAGCCAUGAAGAAGCAAGCCAACAAAACUGCCUCCUCAGGCAGUUCAGACAAAGACAGUUCAGCUGAGAGCUCAGCCCCUGAGGAAGGGGAAGUGUCAGAUUCUGACAGCAACAGCUCCUCGUCCAGCUCGGAUUCCGACUCCUCCUCAGAAGAUGAAGAAUUCCACGAUGGCUACGGUGAGGACCUCAUGGGUGACGAGGAGGACAGGGCCCGUCUGGAGCAGAUGACAGAGAAGGAGCGAGAACAGGAGCUGUUCAAUCGCAUAGAGAAGCGGGAGGUAUUGAAGAGAAGGUUUGAAAUCAAGAAAAAACUAAAAACAGCCAAAAAGAAAGAAAAGAAAGAAAAAAAGAAAAAGCAAGAAGAGGAGCAGGAAAAGAAAAAGCUGACACAGAUUCAAGAAUCUCAGGUAACAUCCCACAAUAAGGAACGACGUUCCAAGCGGGAUGAGAAACUAGAUAAGAAAUCCCAAGCCAUGGAGGAACUGAAAGCAGAGCGAGAAAAAAGGAAGAACAGGACAGCUGAGCUCCUCGCCAAAAAACAGCCAUUAAAAACCAGUGAGGUCUACUCUGACGAUGAGGAGGAGGAAGAAGAUGACAAGUCCAGUGAAAAGUCAGACCGCUCGUCCCGAACAUCCUCAUCUGAUGAGGAGGAAGAGAAAGAAGAGAUCCCUCCCAAAUCACAGCCAGUCUCCUUGCCUGAAGAGUUGAAUCGGGUGCGAUUAUCACGGCAUAAGCUAGAGCGCUGGUGUCACAUGCCUUUCUUUGCUAAAACUGUCACAGGAUGUUUUGUACGGAUCGGCAUUGGAAACCACAACAGUAAACCAGUUUACCGGGUCGCUGAGAUCACAGGUGUUGUAGAAACUGCCAAAGUUUACCAGCUGGGUGGCACCAGAACAAACAAAGGACUGCAGCUGCGGCACGGCAGUGACCAACGAGUGUUCCGCCUCGAGUUUGUCUCCAACCAGGAAUUCACUGAGAGUGAGUUCAUGAAGUGGAAGGAAGCGAUGUUUUCUGCUGGCAUGCAGUUGCCCACUCUCGAUGAAAUCAACAAAAAGGAAUUAUCUAUUAAAGAAGCUCUUAAUUACAAAUUUAAUGAUCAGGACAUUGAAGAGAUUGUAAAAGAGAAAGAAAGGUUCAGAAAAGCUCCACCCAACUAUGCGAUGAAGAAAACUCAGCUGCUGAAGGAAAAGGCCAUGGCUGAGGACCUGGGAGAUCAGGACAAAGCCAAGCAAAUCCAAGACCAGCUGAAUGAGCUGGAGGAGCGCGCAGAGGCCCUGGACCGCCAGCGGACCAAGAACAUAUCUGCCAUCAGCUACAUCAACCAGCGGAAUCGCGAGUGGAACAUCGUGGAGUCUGAGAAAGCUCUGGUGGCUGAAAGCCACAACAUGAGGAACCAACAGAUGGACCCCUUUACGCGGCGGCAGUGCAAGCCUACCAUCGUCUCUAACUCCAGGGACCCAGCUGUCCAAGCUGCCAUCCUGGCUCAGCUAAAUGCAAAGUACGGUUCUGGAGUGUUACCAGAUGCCCCCAAGGAGAUGAGCAAGGGUCAAGGGAAGGAUAAAGAUCUGAACUCUAAGUCAGCCAGUGACCUCUCAGAAGACUUGUUCAAAGUGCACGAUUUUGAUGUGAAGAUCGACCUCCAGGUCCCCAGCUCAGAGUCAAAGGCUUUGGCGAUCACCUCCAAGGCUCCGCCUGCCAAGGAUGGGGCUCCAAGGAGAUCUCUGAACUUAGAAGACUACAAAAAGCGACGGGGGCUGAUUUGAGCCCAGCCUGCUGCUUCCAACCCCGCAUGCCCAUCAGUUCCCAGCUUUCCUCUUCCCCUUUGAUCUGCCCUCUUUGGGCUGGAGCAGCAACAGAACUGGGAAGAGACUCCAUGAACUGCCAGCCAUCUGUAAUAUAAACCAUUUGCUGUAUAAACUCCCUGUCUGCACCAUCUCCCACCAACUUCAGGCCCGCCCAGGGUGGAUCUGAGCUCUUUUGAGCUUUUCCAUGUCUUUAGAUUUGUGUUUGCCUUUCUUUUUUUUAACCAGCACAAUUCAUUGGCCACUCUGCACGCAUUCAGUAUUACCAUGGAGCUGGGAUCCUUGCUGAGCCCUCAGUGGCCACAGCAGGGGCGUGGGUCAGUCCCCUCCACGCUGCCCCAGACCCAGCCACUGAGCAUUGGCACUGGCCCUUGCAGAGGGAGCAGGGACUGGGCACCUGCAGCCCUGCUUCCUCUCCUCAUUGCUCUCCUCUUCCUGUCUUUGUGGAAGAGGGGUUUUCAAAACCAAUUUAAUUUCCAAAAAGUGUACAUUUGUGGGGAGGGGGGGUCUAAUUUGAGAGAGAGAGCGCGUGUGUAUAUGUGUAAGUGUGGAUUUUUUUUAUCAUUUUUUAAAAAUGCAGUACUCUUUGUAUCAGUCUGUCAUGAGUCUAUAGCUGUUUCAGAUUUUUUUCAGCUGUACUUUAGCAUCUGAAACUGCAAGAAAGAAACUCAUUAAAUGUGAUUCUUCUUACUAAACAGGCCUGACUGCUGUAGCUGUACCUUCCUCCCCCUCCCCACCCUAGAGCAAAGCCCAGGCUGUGUCACGCUGGUGGGAGGGAGCCCAGGGAAGCCGCAGAGGCGUCCCCAUCGGGGGUCCAGCCUGCAGCUUCUCAGCCCAACACAGAGUGUGUGCCUGUCUCUUCCUGGUGAUUCUGUUUUGGCGAGAAUACCAUUUUGUUUUGUUUUUUAAGAGAAAUUAUCCAACAUGAAUGUGGAGAGCAAACACAAAAAGAUUUAGGUUGCAAAUGUUAGCGGCCUGUGUGUCUGCGUAGCUACAUGGUAAGCGUGUAUAUGGUGUGGCUGGGGGAAGCCAGUAAAGAAGCGUGUGUCGUUAGGGAAUGUUUAAAGAGAGAUAAGCUGACUGCUCGAUAAUCAUUCUCAGGUGUAAAGCUCCAAGUGUAAAUAAAAGUGGCAUUUAACAAAUCUUUUCAGAACAAAGUACAGCUGACUAUAUAUAUCAGGAACUGAACUAAAGAAACAGCAGGAGCUGCUGAUUUCCAGAGGGGAGGACUAGACGCUCUGCUCUGUACUUCUUCACUCUACUUUUGUAUCGAAGGGGGUUGAUGGGAAAUCAUGGAGUUACAUUGUAUUUAAACAUAAAAAUGAACUUGAUAACACUUCUGGGUUUAGUAGAGCCUCGGUGUUGCUUUAAUUUAGUUUACAUUUUUUAUUUUUAAAACGGCAGUGGAUGGUUUUCAAGACGUAUUGUGACUGUAAAGUUGGUAAAUGUGAGUAGCACAGCUGUGCGGUAGCUGUGCUCAGGGUGGCUGGGAGGAGGAGUGGUGAUGGACUCAUUAAAACCAUAUAUACUUGAAGAGUCCAUCGGCCGAAGCUCUUUGUAGACUGUGUAAAUGUGGAAUCACAGACUGUUAAACAUUGCCUGGGCUCCGCAGUCCCAGGGCUGCCGGGACCUCUUCUAUCAUGUCAAACUCGGACUUUUUUUCUACUUGGUUUCAAACGACAUAAAAUCAUAGAACCCAUAUAACUCGCUGGAGUCAUUCUGAUCCACCAUGUAGAUCUGUAUUUAGUAUCAUUUGGAUUUGGAGAAGUGUUGAUUACAUUAUGGCUGUGUAAUAAAAUUUUUAUUAAAACUGCA